Molecule: messenger RNA, 2110 nt
Organism: Gryllus bimaculatus (two-spotted cricket)
Lineage: Eukaryota; Metazoa; Arthropoda; Insecta; Orthoptera; Gryllidae
Source: the annotation of a GenBank genome assembly
GACAAUCGACAAAUUCGACAUUUGUAUGGUGCGGGAUGUGGUUGAGAAAAUGUAUUUUGCAAGAGUCCAGAAUGUGUAGUGGGGUUGUUUGUUUUUCUUGUGUGAAUUUACGUGUUUUGACAUAACAAUGUCAUUUUUUAGAAGGAAAGAAAAUACUGUAGAUUACAAAGCGAGGUUGGAGAACAAACUAUAUUUGGCACGUGUGAGCCCAGAAUCAGAUUUUGAUUUGUCUGACUGUAACCUGAAAGCAGUUCCAUCUGGAAUUUUUGCAUUAAUAAAAGUUUUUAGGAAAGAGGCUUUAUUUUUACAGCAAAAUCAGUUGACAUCUUUAGUAGGUGGUGGUAAGAUAGAAGAUCUUAACUUGUUACAAAUACUUGAUAUACAUUCCAAUUGUCUAUUGAAAUUACCUGAUGAAAUAGUAACUUUGACAAGUCUCAAGGAGCUGAAUGUCAGUACCAACAAAUUAACUCAUCUCCCUGAAAAUAUUGGAGAAAUGACUAAUUUACGCAUCCUUAAUGUAUCCAAUAACAACCUCAAAAACAUACCUUCAUCAAUUGGGAGACUCCAAUUUCUAAGAGUUUUAGAUUUGCAAUUAAACAAGAAAUUGCUUAGACUUCCAUCGUCUUUGUGCCAUGCAGUUUCAUUGGCAGAGUUACAUGUAGACAAAACAAAUUUUGAAUAUCCUCCCAAGGACGUCAUAGAAGGGGGAACAUCAGCUGUCAUGCAGUUUUUGUGUUCUGAAGAAGGUGUAGAAUAUGUUUUGCCAAAGCUUGUUCCUUCGGAAGCAUCAGAGAGUGAAAGAGAUGGGAAAUGGGCUCAGUUCAAAGAAACAGAUGAUGGUUUCCAGGAACAAAAACAACGAGAACGAUUAGCUUUAGAACAAGGCAUUUUUGAACAACAACGAAAAGAACUAGAAUUGCAAAAUGCUAUGAAAAAUAAUAAAGAAAAGCUUUUGGAAGAUUUAGCUGAACAACAAAGUCAUUUGGAAAAUGAAAUUCUGCGGGUGCAACAAGAACGUGAAGCAGAACGUUUGCAUCUUAUGUGUGAAAUUCAACAAGUGGAAGCAGCUGCAGAUAACCUCAUCACACAGCUGCUGGCCUCGUGCAGCUUGAAGGACUCCCUUCAAAUUCAGACUUUGUUGGAACAAGAAAGUCGAGAAGAAGAACAGUUGUUGGCCUCUUGUCAGGAAGAGUACCAGUCUUUAAUCAGGAAAGAUGUUCUUAGUGCCAUGGAAAAUAUACUAGAGGAGGAGGCUCAGCGAGAAGCCAAGAUUCGUGAAUAUGAAAGGGGAAGAGCUGAAUCCACAAGGACGAUUCUGAAUCAAGAAAUGGAGAAUGACCGUGCUUUGAGUAAAUUGAUCCUGAACCAUGAACAAGAUCGAGAUGGUCUGAUAAAUCAAUUGCAGAGAAAUGAAGAGCUUCAGCGAGCAGCUGUUGCUACACUAUUGGAACGUAGUGAUGCUCGAUCAUGGGGUUUGACACAACAUUUACGGCUUGUUCAGGAGCAGCUGGCAACUUUGACAGCCCUUGAAAUGAAGCGUCGCCAUCUUCAAAUAUCGGAGCAAGUGGAGGAUUUGAGCCUCAAAAGGACAGCUCUCUCGGAGUUAUUGGUAGAUCUGCUGGCACAACAAGCUGCAAGACGCAAGCAGCUUCUUGAAACUCUACAUGCUCUUGAACGCCAGCGCGCUGAAGAAGAACAACAAAGAGCGUAUGAUUUCUGGUUGGUGCAGUAUCAGCGCCUCUUGGAUUUACGAAGUGCAAAUUUGUCGGAACUGGAAUGCAGUUUGGAUCCCCUCCUUGCUCAACAUUUGCUUCGAGAAGGAGUUGUUCAUUGCUUACCUUUGCUAACCCAGUGGGUGCUGAAUCCUUCAAUGUUGGAGCAGUUGUCCCAUGAAAAGCUCAUCCAGGCUGGAAUAUCAUCUUGUGAAACCCGUGAGAGUAUACUGAAAGCAGUUCACUUUUACCUGGAAGAGCACCAGCAGAGAGUUGGAAAACUGUCUGAAGAGGCAUCAAAGCAGGAACAACCCACUGCCCCAGCCCAAUCAGAUGUGGAGCUUGUUAGCAAUUUUGGUGGUGCUGAAUGUGUGGUCUGUAUGGAUAAAGAGGUAUUG